This is a messenger RNA of Notodromas monacha, 1896 nucleotides long. NCBI's taxonomy places the organism in Eukaryota, Metazoa, Arthropoda, Ostracoda, Podocopida, Cyprididae. The record is from the annotation of a GenBank genome assembly.
AUGAAGUGCUUUCGAUCAGCGGUGCUGAUUGUGAUGGGAGUAGUCAUGGGGGCACUGAUGGGAGCAGCACAGACAGGAAUAGAGGACCCCAUAAAGGAAUUGUUACCCCCUCCAGCAGAACCAACAUCUACUAAUGCUGAUUUACCUUCUCCUGAUGAUGAUGAGGCCUCCAACGAAACCAAGAAUGUGUGUUCGUUGCCUCCAUUGUUACCCGAGUUCGAGAAUAAAACCUGUUUGGAGCCAUCUGCAAAGUACACCUACGACCCAUUGAUUGGGAAAUGUACUCAGUACACGUACUCGGGAUGUGGGAGGUCUCAGAAUUUAUUCGAUACUGAAAACGAGUGCAAACGUAUUUGCAUGAGAAAACGUGUGGAUGAACCAAGUGCUGAUGACUGUCUUCUGGUCUGUCCAAGUAAGUUUGAUCCAUUGUGUGCAUCCAACAACGUCACAUAUGCCAAUGACUGCGAAAUGCGAGCUGCUGCUUGUCGGGAAAAGAUGAAUCUUACAGUCCAGUAUGCUGCAGUCUGUGGAGAGAAACCCACAAUUUCUCCACAAUCAGACACUCCAAUUGUGUCAUUGGAAAACAACGUGUCUAGAAACAUCAGCCGGGUUUGCACCUUGCCUCCUUUGGUUCCUGGAUUUGAUAGAACUUGUUUUGCUGCCCUGCCCAGAUGGACAUUUGAUGUUACCAUUGGGACAUGUGUUGGUUACACAUAUGGUGGUUGUGGAGGAUCUGAAAACUUGUUCAGAACUGAAGAACAAUGCAAGGCUCUUUGCCCUGACUAUCCUGGAGUUUCUAGUGAUGCAAUUGGAAAUACAAAAUUGCCAAAACAAUGCCCUAAUGUGUGCCCUGCUUUGGAAGACCCAGUUUGUGGUUCAAAUGGCAUGACGUUUCCAAAUGCAUGCAUUCUUGAAGUCACUGCUUGUUCCAAGAACCAGGAUAUAAAGUUGCUCCACUUUGGACCUUGUGCAGAUCAACCAAGUGGUUUUCCCCUGCUGGUGAUUCCAUGCCCUGUUGGUUGCCUGCCAGUCAGAGAGCCAGUGUGUGGCUCAGACAAUCAAACCUACAGCAACUUGUGCGAAAUGCACGUCCAGUCUUGUGGAGCCAAUAGCAAUAAUAUCACAGUUCAACACGAAGGACCCUGUGCUUCAAAUGCAACAGUGAUCGCGCCGAAAGACCGAAAACCAGCCUGCGAUUUGCCAAUUUACACUGGACCUUGUCACAUCAGCGCUUUUCGGAAAUGGGGCUUCCACAAAGAAACCGGAAGAUGCGAGUGGUUUUUCUACGGCGGAUGUUUGGGAAAUGAUAAUAGGUUUGACACACCGUACGACUGCCAGAUGUCUUGCGGCGGCUCAGAACCACUGACGGAUUUUGCGUGCGACCAGCGGAAGUGCACCUGGAAGAUUUGGGCUCAUUACAUCGCCUUGGGUUGCAAACCCGUCUAUGAAAACGGAAAGUGUUGCCCCGCGAGAUUCGACUGCAAUUUUGCGUGCGACCAGCGGAAGUGCACCUGGAAGAUUUGGGCUCAUUACAUCGCCUUGGGUUGCAAACCCGUCUAUGAAAACGGAAAGUGUUGCCCCGCGAGAUUCGACUGCAGUGAAUUCGAAACACGGAAUCAACAAGACAAUCCCGAGUGCAUUUACAAAGGAGAAGCAUAUCAAAUCGGUGAGGCGAUUCCUGGAGUCAAGGAACACGAUCCUUGUUUCCAUAAUUGCGUGUGCAAGUUGCAUCCGGAUUACAGGAACAUCGCCGAUAUUCACUGUGAACAAGCCGAGUGCACUCUUUUCCACGGCGCUUUGGACAUCUUUGAAAAAUCGUGCAGAAAGAUUUAUCAACGUGGGAAAUGCUGUCCUUCGUCCAUUAACUGUGGAAUACCUAUUCUUCCACAUAAGUGA